AUGUCACAGCCUCAACCACAGCCGCAGCCACAGGAGUAUGAUCCGCGCGGGAUCGAGUACUACACGGUCCCCACGCUCACAUUCACAUCUGGCACAACCCUGCACGACGUGAAGGUCGCUUACCGACGAUUCAACCCGGACUCAACAGCGGGCACGAUCCUCAUUCCGACGUGUUAUGGCGGGUUCAUCAACACGACACUCACGCUCACCGGCCCCGCACCAAAUGACGCACUCUCGAAAUACCACGUGGUGGUCGUCGCCAUGCUCGGCAACGGUGAGAGCUCCAGCCACAGCAACAAAGCUUUCUUCCCGGAGCCCGGCGAGCUGCGGUACCAGGACGUGGUGCGCGCGCAGCAUCAACUCCUGACGGAGCACCUGAAGAUCACCAGGCUUGUGGCCGUGAUGGGCUUCAGCAUGGGCGGCCAGCAGGCGUACCACUGGGGCGUCAUGUACCCGGACUUCGUCUCGAGGGUCAUCGCAAUCUGCUCGAGCGCGCGCACGUCGGCGCACAACUAUGCGUUCCUGGAGGGGCCGAUCGCCGCGCUGACGAACUCAAUCGACUACAUCGCCUGGCGCGCGAUGAAGGCCAAGGUCGCGCGCGGCGAGGAGGUGGGUCAGAACAUGAAGGAUGUGGUGCCGAGGAAUGGAAUCCGGGCGUUCGCGCGCACCUAUGCUGCUUGGUUGACCAGUGCCGCGUGGUUUAGGGACCGCGAGUGGAGUAAAGGCCCCUUCGCCGGCUUCAACAGCCUCGACGACUGGAUGCGUGCAAGGGAGGACGGGUACAUGAUCUGGGACGCGCAGGAUUUGCUGGUGCUUGCGAGGAUGUGGCAGUUGGGUGACAUUGGUGAUGCGAUUCCGGGAGAGGAGGCCACUGGCAUCAAACCGCUGGGGUAUAAGAUCCCCGAAGAUGCGAGCUACGCAAAGGCGUUGAAGAGUAUCGAGGCGAAAGUUCUCCUGCUCCCUUGUCGUACCGAUCAGUACUUCCCGCCUCAGGAUUCGGAGAUCGAGGCCAAGUAUCUGCAGAAUGGCCGUGUUGAGGUCAUCGAGAGUACUUGGGGCCAUGUUGCUGGGGGAGGUUUGAAUCCCGAUGAUACGGCUUUCCUGAAUGAGAGAAUUGGAAGGUUCCUGAGUGAGGAGUAG
This is a messenger RNA of Exophiala aquamarina CBS 119918, 1140 nucleotides long. RefSeq lists its product as uncharacterized. Gene Ontology annotation, biological process: biosynthetic process. The transcript has a single exon. Bases 1 to 1140 code for a protein of 379 amino acids. Gene Ontology annotation, molecular function: acyltransferase activity, transferring groups other than amino-acyl groups. Lineage: Eukaryota; Fungi; Ascomycota; Eurotiomycetes; Chaetothyriales; Herpotrichiellaceae. The record is from RefSeq and is a predicted model, not a curated record.